This is a messenger RNA of Alternaria rosae, 1029 nucleotides long. RefSeq lists its product as uncharacterized. The coding region runs from base 1 to 1029 and encodes 342 amino acids. Gene Ontology annotation, molecular function: oxidoreductase activity. The record is from RefSeq and is a predicted model, not a curated record. The transcript has 4 exons. Lineage: Eukaryota; Fungi; Ascomycota; Dothideomycetes; Pleosporales; Pleosporaceae.
AUGUCACUACGCCUUACUGUACUGUGGCUCCUGCAAUAUUGCUGUGUCAACGAAGCAGAGCAUCCAACAAGCUGUCGUCAUGCUAUUGUCAGGAAAGAAUGGCGAACUUUGAAAAGGACAGAACAACUGCAGUACAUCACUGCGGUACAAUGCCUCCUCGAAAAGCCGGCUGUCACGCCCACCCCUGCUGCGCCAGGUGCGCUUUCACGGUAUGACGAUCUUGUUGCGACGCACAUCAAUCAGACAUUGUCCAUACACCUAGAUGGGCAAUUCCUCCCAUGGCAUCGUCUCUUCACCGCGUACUACGAGAAGAUAUUGCGUGAUGAGUGUGGCUAUCGAGGCGCGCAGCCAUACUGGGACUGGACGUUGGACACUCCGGCUUGGAAGUUCGUGCAGUCGCCUGUAUUCGAUGCAACAUACGGCUUCGGUGGCAACGGUCCCUUUAUUCCACCCCCCGAUGCCUCAAACAACACGGUGCCGGGGCGGACUGGGGGUGGCUGCGUAGAGGACGGACCUUUCAUGAACAUUACAGUCCAUCUAGGCCCACUCGACUCGCUGGCAAGGAACGACCAGUGCCUUAGGCGAGAUCUGGCGCCUGAAUAUGCUGCCACCAUUUUGGCAAAAAGCGAAUUGGACAAAGUCAUGGCGCAGGCGGAUUAUGGAUGGUUCGCGCGCACGAUGGAGGGCGGUACAACCUGGGAUGAAAGUCAGAUUCAUACCGGAGGGCACAUCAGUGUUGGUGGCGCCUAUGGCCAGAUGAGCGAUGGGUGGGCGUCACCAUCCGAUCCCAUCUUCUGGCUCCAUCAUGCGAAUCUGGACCGCGUUUGGUGGUCAUGGCAGACGAAAGACCUAGAAACAAGACUACGCGACAUGUCUGGGCCGGUAAUGCUUCGAGAUUGGGAUAACACGCAGGGCGGCAAUGUGACGCUGGACUUUCCGCUUUCGCUUGGGUACAAUGGCUGGGAUGCGAAGAUUAGCGACGUGAUGGACAUCAGGGAUCUUUGCUAUUCGUAUGAUGAGCUCUACUGA